CGAGUCAUUGGGCCGAAGCAUCGUUUUAACGGGGCUCGUCUCUUCCAACAUCUCAUGACUGGAGCGAAGCUACGGGCAGCGUCUCUCUCUUUCUCUCUUUCCUCUUCACUUCGAGCCUGAAUCCGAGCUCCAUUCUUAGGCCCUAAAAUUCAUCACUCUCUCUCUCUCUCUCUCUGUGAAUAUGCUAGCUCGCCUGGCUGCCAAUCGUCUUGCCGGAAUCCGGCAAAGUGUCCGUCAGACUUCGCGAUGCUUCUCAACUGCCUUCAACUAUCAUGUUGAUUCACCGGAUAACAAUCCCGAUCUUACUUGGGAAUUCUCUGAGACGAACAAAAAAAAGAUUGCAGAGAUAUUAUCCCACUAUCCCUCCAACUAUAAACAAUCUGCUGUCAUUCCUUUGUUAGAUCUUGCACAACAGCAACAUGGAGGAUGGCUUCCUGUUUCUGCAAUGAACGCAGUAGCUAAAGUUGUGGAGGUUGCUCCCAUCCGUGUAUAUGAAGUUGCAACAUUUUAUUCAAUGUUCAAUCGAGCUAAGGUGGGCAAGUACCACUUGUUAGUUUGUGGCACUACUCCAUGCAUGAUUCGUGGUUCUCGGGAAAUAGAAGAUGCUUUACUAAAACACUUGGGAGUGAAGCGCAAUGAAGUAACAAAGGAUGGUCUGUUCUCUGUUGGAGAAAUGGAAUGCAUGGGAUGUUGUGUUAACGCUCCAAUGAUCACAGUUGCCGAUUACUCUAAUGGAUCUGAAGGAUACACAUACAAUUACUAUGAAGAUGUCACUCCUAAACGAGUUGUCGAGAUAGUAGAGAUGUUGAGAAGAGGGGAGAAACCACCGCAUGGCACACAAAACCCUGGACGCAUUCGAUGCGGACCAGAAGGAGGAAACACAACCUUGGUAAGUGACCCGAAACCGCCUCCAUGCCGGGACCUCGAUGCUUGCUGAAAAGCCUCCCAUUUACUUCCUCCAAUAAUGCCAAAUCUGGGAUGUAACCAAUCGAGCUGCCAAAGAUUCUUGGUUUGAUUAUUAUUUAUUCUGUCAAAAUUUCAUCCACCCCCACUAAAAAAAGAAAGAUUCUAUUUUACUUCCGGAAUGGAUUCUGGUGGAUUUUUCAAUAACACACAAUGCCUACUUGUUCUGUUGUCUAAGCUAUGCAUGCUUUUGUUUUUUGACUUUUGUAUUAGCUACAGACGACUUCAGCAAUGGCCUCAAUAUUCAUCUGUGUUUUUUUUUCCCAAUGCCUGUUUAACGUGUAUUAAUAGUUACAAAGUUCCUUUGCUGUUAUACCCCCAUAAAGUUCUAUUUUUAUC
This is a messenger RNA of Cucumis sativus (cucumber), 1302 nucleotides long. Its product is annotated as NADH dehydrogenase [ubiquinone] flavoprotein 2, mitochondrial. NCBI's taxonomy places the organism in Eukaryota, Viridiplantae, Streptophyta, Magnoliopsida, Cucurbitales, Cucurbitaceae. The coding region runs from base 182 to 937 and encodes 251 amino acids. Gene Ontology annotation, molecular function: NADH dehydrogenase activity. The transcript has 10 exons. Gene Ontology annotation, biological process: mitochondrial electron transport, NADH to ubiquinone. The record is from RefSeq and is a predicted model, not a curated record.